AAAGAGUGCUAGGGACACAGUUGUUGCGGUCAGAGGGCGCUCACCAAUCAUAACGGAAAGUGCUAAACUAUGCAGCUAAGUGAGAUUUGUUGUCUUGUGAUAUGGCUGGGGCUUUUCGCCAGAAUAUUUGGAGACACGACAGUUGGUGAUAUUGAGACGCUUGAUGAGGAACAAUGCAGCAAACCGCGCAAAGGCUGUUGCGAAGAUAUUAAUAUGUUCAUGGAUAACGAAACAAUAGCUUGCGUGUACAUGUUUCAGGAAUUAUUUUCUACUUCUCCGGGGGAAGAAAGAACUCUUAGUAAAAGUAUUGGUGCUUUAUCGUGUGUAAUCAAAUGCGUUUAUAAAAAGCGGAACUAUUUGGUCGAAGGCGAUGAGGAUAUUAAUAUGCAAGGAGUGAAGGAGCAUGUAGAGAAACUUUAUGCAGGUCGUCCCAAAGAGCAGCAAUAUUAUAUUGAAGUAUUUGAGUUUUGUCGCAAAGAUGUCAACGCUUGUCGAAUGAGGGAUCAUACGAUGAAAACUUGUCCAUACUUUAUGUGGGCGGCGAAGAACCGAACGUCAGCAGCACAAAAAUGUAAAGCUGCAAAGGACCAAUGUUAUAAAAUCGAUGAUUUAACACCACCGGAGGCAAAGGAGCUUACACUUGAUUUGUAA
This is a messenger RNA of Zeugodacus cucurbitae (melon fly), 651 nucleotides long. RefSeq lists its product as uncharacterized. The record is from RefSeq and is a predicted model, not a curated record. The coding region runs from base 70 to 651 and encodes 193 amino acids. Lineage: Eukaryota; Metazoa; Arthropoda; Insecta; Diptera; Tephritidae. Gene Ontology annotation, molecular function: odorant binding. The transcript is spliced from 5 exons.